UGUCGUUCUGGCGCGCUGCGACUUCCGGCUCUUUCUCUCCGCGAAACGAGACGCUUUUUCGCUUGCCGCCGGGCACUUUAACCGGAGAGAGCUGUCGGUUUGUGCUGUGCAUAUAUAUACACAUGGGUCGACCGCGCAGAUGCGUCCUCGCGCGUCCACGUUCGACGCACAAAUAGAUAGAUGUGAAGGUCGGCAGAAAGGCACUUGAAUCACGGGGACCGGCUGCGAGUGUCAAAACUCGAGGACGCGUGUGCUGUUUGCGUGAAAGCGUGGACAGGCUUCUUCCACUUUCUGUCUGCAGGCGAACUGCCUUUCUGCCUCGCUCGUGUCUCGCAACUUGGCAGCUCCCGGCGACAGUCAAAAACGCGGGCAACGCGACGGCCCGCGUGCGAGGAAAAGGGGAUUUUCGGAAAGGAAAACGCUCGCUUUGUCCACUCGCGCCGCCACAAAAUUCUCCGCCCGCCGUCUCUCCCUUUCUUUCCUGUGUUCCCCCCUCCUUCGGCCUCCCCGGACAACGGGAGUCCUGUGUAUGUACACCUCACACGCACUCGCCUGCAAACAUAUUUACGGCGAAGGCAAAUCGGUCUCUGUGUUUUUGCGCCCCUCGUCUCUUUCUCUCGACUUCUUUUUGUGUUCCUCGUCGCCUGCCACAGACGAACGGCCUGAGCCAGUCGGGCAGAAGUACCGUAGCCACAAAAACGCAGAGUGCCCUCAUGACCGCAAGGAUUCACAUGCACCCUCGCAGCCAGACUGUGUUCGGUGUCUCAGUGCGGUCUGGCGACGGUCUCUCGAGUUGUUCGCGAAACGCAGACGCUGGGGUCCCGGACGUUUCCGUUCUCUCUGCCUUUUAGCCGACAACCGUCUGGCCUGCGGGGUGUAGAGUGACGCUCGAGCUUCUCGCGUUGCCGUCGCGCCUCGAUUGACCUCGGCGCUGUGGCCGCUGCUUCGUCUUUCCAGCUGCCUUUCUGUCUUCCUCUCUGGCGCCCCUGUCGCCUCUUUUGUACCAGUCUGCUCUCCUCUCAUCGAGAACACCCUCGGUUUGUGUCGGUCGCGUCCUGGAUCUCCCGAUUUCUCGUUCGAGGUUUCCGUGGGUUCCCUUGUUUUUCUCUGUCACGGCUCUCUUCGUGAACCUCUUCCAGGUGCUGUCUCCGGCGCCAGCUCGGGGGUUGCGCCUUCUUCGGUGCUGAGGCCAGGGAGAAGAGUCGCCAGUCAGAAGCCUGAGACAGCGGGAGGAGACGCUCGCUAUUUUUUUCACGAACGCGUCGUCCUGAAGUCGAAGACACAGUCGGAGACAGCUGCGUCUGCGGCUCUGGAGGUGGUUGCGCGACGCUCUGUUCGUUAAACGAAGCAUGUGUUUGCAAAGCGGGGAAAGGCCUCCAAGAUGUCUCGUCGCGAGAGAAAGGGGGCAAAUGAGUUGAACAAAAGUGAUCCUAACUGUGUCCCCCCAUCUCUACUCGACUCUCAGCUUGCACUGCUCGCUGCUAACUCGUUCGACGUUCCCCUUACUUUGAAAAAGUCGACGGCCUCUCUGUCUGCCUCGCGCUCCUCCUCGCCCAGAAGCGUCGUGUCUGCCAACUGCAGUUCGCCCCGGACUUCCGACUUCCCGGACCGUGACCCUCUCGCGUCCUCUGUCGACUUACCACGCGCUUCUCCAGCUUCUCCAGCUUCUCCAGCUUCUCCUGCUUCUCCUGCUUCUGUCUCGCCCCGCUCUCUGGGUUCUCGUUCUCCAGUCUCUUCGUCUUUCGCUGGCAACUUGCGGGAGCGCGAGGGCGUGUGUCUCCGCGGCGCCUUGCAUCUGUCUCCUUCGUGCGGCGCCGCGCUCGGUUCGCUGUCUCCGCCGCCGCUGCUGAGGACGAGUCGCUCAGCUUGUUUGUCUCCGAGUGUCUCCACAGAUCCCCCUCGCGCGUCUCCGCUGGGAGUCUCUUUUCUCUCGAGCACGAUGGAGGAAGACGACGCAGCGCUCUUCAAGGUCGAGAAGGGGAGCUCGCGGCUGGCCGCGAAGGCGCCUGAGGCGGGAGCGACUGCGGGCGAGUUGGGUGUCUGUACACCCGUCCCAGGGGUCACUCCCGAGCCCUCAGGCGGAGUGUCUCCUCCGGUGCCGAAGGCUUUCGGACUCGCGUCCUCGACGCCGCGGCGCCUGAACGACGGCUCCUUGCUCGAGGCGCCUCUUUCGAACGAGCUCGAGAUGGUCAUUCCACGUUUCCGCGCGCGCUUCCUCGAAGGACUGGAAGAGGGUGACGCGCCCGUGGACUCGCUCACGCUCUACAGCGACUGGAAGGAGCUUCCCGCACUUCGCUUCCGCCUGAUGGUUCACCCGCUGACGCGGUCGCACAGCCGGCUGGCGCAGCUCUCUCCGCCGUCUCCGCUGCUCCCGGAGGCGCGCGCCCUCUCUCCCCAGCAGCAGGAGUUCCUCCAGAGUCGCACGGCGGCGGCCUUCGUCGAGAUCGGCCCGAAGCCGGACUGGCCUGCGGACUGGAGCUUCCAAGCGGGCGUCCGCUUCCACAUCUAUGUGGUGAAUCUGUCGGAGCCGGAGCGCUCGAUCUGGAAGGAAGAAACCUUUCAGUUCAGCUGCGAGGAAGUCGACCGCGGCUGGCACUCGAUUGUCUCCUACUGGACGCUGUACGAAGAGCGCUUCUUCGCCUCGCAGUCUGGAGACCUCGUCCUGCGCGCCGCCGUCUUCCCCGCAGGCACCGCCGUCAUGAGUCGCGGCCUGCGGACCCCCUGUCCCCCCUCGCCGCCCUGUGUCCGCGGCGCCGCGACGACGCCCGCGCCGGAGGCCGCUGAAGCCGCGCGAGCGACCGAGGCGGAGAUGCGCGACAAGAGCGACCGCGAGAAGGACGACGAGCUCGGACCUGUGAUCGCAGGACCGCCGGCAGGCGCCUCGUCUCCCCUUGCCUCUCUCCUCGCGUCGCUUCCGGCCUCCGCGUCGCUGGGUCGAGCUGGCAAAGGCUACGUCGGUCUCCGAAACCACGGCGCAACGUGCUAUAUGAACGCGCUCCUCCAGAGCCUCUACUACAUCGGGAAGUUCCGACAAGCGGUCUACGCCCUCACGUUCGAUACGAAGGCCAUCAGCGGUCCGCGAAGCGUCCAAGUGCUGGAGAGCAGGUGCCGCCGCAGAAAGCGCCGCGCCGGCGGCUCCGGAGCGACAGGCGACGCAGACUCGGAAAGCGCGCAGGACGAUCGACACCCCAGACUCGAGCGAAACAGGGACCCCGAAGACGCGCUCGAUGGAAGCUGCGACGUCCACAUGGAGGAAGGCUCUGCGUCAAAGCCGACGGGAAGUCGUUUCAAGUCUGGCGGCUCUGGACGAGACUCGGACAACGCGUCUGCGUACUGUUCGCCAGCUCCGCAUCCGCUGGCGGCGCUGCUGGUGAACAGCGACGACGAAGAGGAAGACUUCUCGGACUGGAACGAGCAAGACAUGCGCGACUUGCUGCUGGAGGAGGAACAGGAGCAGCGCCGGCCGCCCUCCAUCUCGCUGGCCCUGCAGAACUUGUUCUUCCGUCUGUACACCUCCGAGGAGCCUGUAGCAUGUCGGGACUUGAUUCGCUCUUUCGGAUGGGAUGCGGCCGACGCGUUCACACAGCAAGACACUCACGAGUUGCUCAAACUGCUGCUCGACAAAGUUGAGGAGCAGAUGCAGGGGACGCCCGCAGAGGGCAGUGUGAAGAAGAUGUUUGAGGGCGAGAUGGAGACGUACAUCGAGUGCAUCGAGGUCGACUACAAGAGCGUGAGGAAGGAGACGUACGAAGACCUCAACCUCGAUGUGAAGGGAUGCAGCACCAUCCAGGAAAGUCUGCGCAGACUCGUGCAGCCGGAAAUUCUCGAAGGAGAAAACUCGUACGACGCAGAGGCGUUCGGCAAACAGCGAGCGCGGAAGGGCGUCCGCUUCCUCCGCUUUCCGCCGGUCUGCAUCUUUCUCCUCAAACGCUUCGACUUCGAUUACGAAAAAAUGGACACCGUCAAAGUAUUCUCCAGCUUCGAGUUCCAGAGUGAACUGGACCUCAACGAAUUCUGUCCUGGUGCCGGCGUCUACGAACUCCAUGCCGUGUCUGUACACCAAGGCGACGUCAACUCUGGGCAUUACUACUGCUUCUUGCGACCCCCGCCGCGUACGCAGUGGGUCAGAUUUGACGACGACAAAGUGUAUCCUGUGUCGGAGUACGCGGCGAUCGGCGACAACUUCGGAGGCGACGAAGAAGAUCCGUGUAACUACCUUGCAGGCAGAGCGCCGCGCUCGCGACAAAAGGUCUACAACGCGUACAUUCUGGUCUAUGUGAAGAAGCGUCUCGCGAACCAGCUUCUCGCCGACUGCAACCCCAUGAAGGUGAACCCUCAGGUCGUCAUCAGGUGCCGCACAGAGGAGCUUCUCAUGAAACUCCGAAAUCGAAUUCGCCGCGUCCUGGAACAGCGAAUCAAGGUGAAGGUGUACCAUCCUUUGCAAUUCGUGAACCGCCGUUUUCUGGAUUUGCCGUUGGCUACGAUGCGUCCGCUGCUGGAGCUGAAGUCGAGUCGCUCGGUGGGGAUUCUGCCGAUUCAUGAGCAAAUCACCGCGCGUCUGUUUAGCAAGUUGUACGGCGAAGAGGGCACUGGCGGCGAGGGCGGCGCCUGCAGUCAGCGUGCAGGGAAGGCUUCGCCGCCGAUCGCCUUUCUUCUGUACGCGAUGGAUUUCCUGGCCGACGACGCUCGCUUCAGUCCGCUCUCUCUCGCAGACAAUCCGUGUCUCGGGGAGAUUUUCCGCGCCAAGAUGGUGGGGAACAGCGGGAGGGCCGGGGGCGUUCUCGGCGCCCGCGUCUAUCCGGGAGGCGCCUCGGACCUGAACUAUCCAUACAACCGGUUCGACGCCUGUCUGUACUUCCUCGCGGUGCCCGAGACGAACGCGGUGAUUCGCGAGGCCGUUGACCACGAUGAAUUCUGCAGGCGACACCAGCUGCUCUUCCUCAAGUACUUUGACGUCUUCAGCGCAAACACAGUGCUGGUGGAAGCCUCUGAGCCUGUGGCGCCGCAGGACCCCAAAGGCCAACGAAACCGACAGGAAGACGACGCUCCGGUCUGCGCCGCGCUCGCGAAGAAAGUUGGCGAGGAUCCCUCCGACGUUCCUGAGGCUCUCAGAGACAACAACAUCAUUUGCCUCGACGUUGUCCUGGUUCCGAAUGGCUGGAAACUCGUCUGCCUUCAACCGCAUCUGUAUCGCCUUCUCCUGCGGUGCAUGGAGGACGGAUUGACCCGGCCGUUCGCGCUGGAGUCUCUGCGCCGUUAUGUCUCCUCUCUGGGGUCUCUGCCGCCUCUGUUCGCUGCUUCCUCGUCCGGCGGCAGUCGCCUCUUCUUCCCGGGCGCGGGGGAGAAGCGGCCUCUGGUCGACGUCGCGACCUCGCAGAGUUGUUCUCUCGCUGCAUGCGCCGCUGCCUACGGCGCAGGCCUCAGUGCGACGCUGUGUGGGCCAGUUUUCCUGAGCACUCAGGGGAACUUCCCUGCCCUGUCGAGCAGCAGAGAGCAGACACCCGAGCUGCCGCGAGAACCUGCGCUCGUCCUCGCUCUCGAAAUCGAGUUCCAGGAUCUGAAAAAUCCCACAAGCCUCACACUCUCUUCGAAGAAAACCUUCUCGCAAGAAAAGAUUUUCCCGGGGGACAUCUUCGUGUUCAACAUCGACGCGCCGGAGAGCAUGCGUCGGCGGUUCCAAGAAGUCCGGAGAAUGGCUGAGGUCAACGGCUCUGAGCGCGAACAGACGACAACUGAAGAAUUCGGUCUCUCGGCUUCUGCAGAUGGACAUGAUCGUCUCAGUCAGCUCUGCCGCGAGAACCGAGGGCUCCAGAACGUUCCCUCGCUUCUCCCCGCGAAUUUCCUUUCUCCCUCUCACGCUCAAGCUGCUGUGGUGGACGAGAAGUCUCGCGCGAGUGUGUCUCCGGAAGAAGGAACAGGCGUCGCUCUCUGGCCCUCGUCUUCUUCGCCGGCUUCCUCGUCGCCGCCCUCGGCGACGGGUGCGGCGGCGCAGGCACUUUCGACCGCGGCUCGAGCAGCGUUGGGCGACGCAGACCCGUUGGGCGAGAAGGCCGAGGAGAAGGAGACGCUGGCGGCGAAGGCCGACGAGACCGCGAGUUGCAGCACCGCCGACGUCUCCACCACUGUCGCCUCGCCUAUGAACAGCGGUGCGUUGCCGCCGUCGCGCGCGGCCGGUCUCAAGCCGGACGCCGAAGCGAAGGCAGGCGACAGUCUCUCCGGCCAGGCUCGGGGGUCUCCAGAUGGCGAGAACUCGAAAGAGAGCAGCCCUGUGUCGCUCGACCUCCCCUCACACGCACCAGGGGGAAGCGACGGCGCUCUCCUCCCUUAUCUCUCUGCUGCGCGGGGCGGACGGAUUCCGAGUGACCCUCCAGAGAUGCCUGUCCUCCCAAGUCCCGACUUCCACCACUACAGCCUCAACAAAGCGAAUCGAUUCGUCUUCCAGUUCCGACUCUACGACCCUCUCGAGCUCUUGAAUCGGCCGAUGAACUGUUGCGGCAUGUUGCUGGAGGAUUAUCCGCGGCCGAGCGUGGGUUCGUCGGCCUGCCUCGCGUCGCGCGACCUGUCGCUCUCUCACUGCUCUUCAAACGAAACACUGAGCUCCUUCACUCUGUCCUCGACUUGGUCUGCGACGUCUGCGCUGACUUCGGAUCCUUGCCUCCCUGUCUCGGCGACCAAGGGAGGCAACGCUCCGUCGGUCUCUGCCUCGUUGGUGCUCCCCACUGCCUCGCCCUCCCCCGUCACGCCGCUGGCCGCCGCUGGGCCCUUUGGAGCCCCAGCCGGAGCCGCGACCGCGGUCGGAGGCUCAGGGCUCCAGCGAGCUGUUAGUGGCGCAGGCGCCGACCUCGAGUGCGCAGACGGAGACGCGACGGCCGACAGCGAGGAAGACGAAGAUCCCUGGAUCCACGUUCCCAAGGGCCAGCCUGUGGUCGCAAAGAUGCUCGAGGUUGACGUCCGAGUCGCAUGCAACCAGGUCCUGCGCUACGUGAGUUGGUAUAUGGGCGUGGAUCCUUCGCGUCUGCUUCUGUUUCCUGAGCCGCCGUUGCUGUCGGACGCUUCGUUUGCGCCGGUGACCAUCGACAGCCUCGUUUGUGCCGUGAGCGAGGGUGGUGUCUCCCGUCGCGACGGCUCUGGAGGUUCGUCUCCCCAGGCGUCGCUGCGUCGGUUGAGCGUGAACGAAGUAUUUUCGCGCCUUGAGAAGAAGGCCCUUUUGGGCGCGGGAUCCCGGCUGGGGCGUCGGCGUCCGAGGCCGGCGGGAUCCUUCGCGUUUGCAGGUCCUGCCGGGAGUCGCCAUCGGAUCUUCCACCUCGCAGUGCUACCGCGGCACUACUCGCUCUGCUCGCGCGUCGUGGACCCUGCGACCUUGACGCCUGUGCAGCUGGAACGCGCGAAAGAACUCGUUUUCCCCGUCUCUUUGGGGACUGCUGCGGGGGGUGCUUCCGCCGCUGCGCUGCCUCCGGAGGCUCCCCUGCAAGACCCGCUGCUCCACUUCGUCGUGCUCGUUUUCAGCCGACGCGUGGAGAGUCUCGGAUGCGUCGAAGGCCUCAUUCCGGCCAGAUGUCCCUUCUCCUCGAGACCUCUGACUGUGAAGGACUUGAUUCACGCGAUCCUCGCGCGAAUGUCUCCCGCGCUUCGCGCCCAGCUCGUCGACGAGAGAAGAAGAAGCGCCUCCCAAGAGGGCCGAAGUAUCUCUGCCGAGACAAGCGGCGAGCACGCGGCCGAGAAGACUGCGUCGGCGGAUGGCGCCCGCGUCUCCGACGCCGCGCUCGCCGGUAGCUUGCGUCUCCUCGAGUCCUCGGUGGCGUCGCUGCACGAUCUCGAGAAGACGCAGCAAAUCCAUAGUCUGGCGCUCUACGCCGGACAGAGCGGCCGACGACUGGACGGGCCGUCCACGCAAAACCUUUUCGCUGUGCCCCUGAGACUCGAGCUCGACUGGACACCCGAAGAAAAAGAAUCCAUCGAGAACGGGGAGUUGAAGGUUCUGCAAGUUGUUCAUCAAACCCCUUCAGACAGAGAGUACUUUGGAUAUCCGUUCGAGAUUCUUGUCCGGCCGAGUGAUACGCUCAACGAGAUUAAGCACAAAGUGAAAGAGAAGCUGCUGCUCCCUAAGCCUCUUUGGAGUAACUGGACGUUCUUUCAGUACGCAGACUGUAACAGGUCGUGGAAGGGACCUAACGACCGCCUGGACUGGCAGCGCUACGACUCUAUCACGCUCAUCGCUGAGCAUCCGGCUCCGUACUCAAAGAUGCGCUUGCCGACGGCCAUGAAGAUCGCGUAGCUUUUUUCGCUUCGUGUGUGCCUCCUCGAGAAGAGGGGAAGUCUCAAGAGCUCUUUUCUGGAAUCACAUGGUCACUCCCCCGCGCUGUGGAGUUCAAAGAUGCCUGUGUCUUCUUCCAAGACUGUGUUGUGAUGCGGGGCAAAUGCGGAGAGAGAGAGGGGAGUUGCCGCGGUCGGAGUGUCUCUUCUCUUUUCGCAGCGUCUCCAAGUCUUCUGAACAGAGAGAAGAAGAGUCGUGUGAAAGGCUCUUUCCUGCGGUCUUUUUUUUUCGCUUUCUCUCUGUGGCUGUGUGCGAGUCCCCCCGAGGGAGCAAAGUGCCUUUUUCCUCCGGAGACCGCCCCGGAGACGACGUCCAUUUCUCUGUGCAUGCACCAGGAUAGAUCUGGGUAUCUGUGUAUAGCGCGAGAGAGAUGUCAAUCUCAUAUUUUCGACUGCUGCUGAAGGAGGCGGCACAGAACGUUUCAGAUGUGUGUUUCCUGCGUCUGUGUGAGGUCAACAAACUUUGUAUUUCUUGAAGCAUUCCGGUGCGUCUCUCCUCUCUUGCUCUCGUUCUCUUCGUCCCCCCCCCCCCCCGUGUCUGUGCUCCUUCUCCGUUCGCUUUAUCAUCUUCUGUGCAGUGUCUGUCAUUCGACGUUUCUGAGGCCCACCGUUGCUCUCUUCCUCUCGCCGCGAAACGACGUUGCUGAUGGAAAGUCCGUUUCUCUUCUGAGGCACCGCCCCUUUCGUUGUCCCCUUUUCUCACCGCGACUGGGUGCCUCUUGCCUAAAACUUGAGAGGGAGAACUCACGCGCCGCCAUUUUUUACAGAAUCCCUUUUUCGGUGGGCCUGUCACAUCAUCGGACAUUUUGAGACGCGGAGAAUGGCGCCAUCGACUGUGUUUCGGCACGGACUGUUCCCCUCAAACCUGCACAACUCGAGUGACGACGCAACUCGCGUCCUCUCUGCAUACAGGCCUUCACAUGCGCAC
This is a messenger RNA of Toxoplasma gondii ME49, 9241 nucleotides long. RefSeq names its product ubiquitin carboxyl-terminal hydrolase family 2 protein. Gene Ontology annotation, biological process: protein deubiquitination. Lineage: Eukaryota; Apicomplexa; Conoidasida; Eucoccidiorida; Sarcocystidae. Bases 1382 to 8275 code for a protein of 2297 amino acids. Gene Ontology annotation, molecular function: cysteine-type deubiquitinase activity; cysteine-type endopeptidase activity. The transcript is spliced from 15 exons. The record is from RefSeq and is a predicted model, not a curated record. Gene Ontology annotation, cellular component: cytosol; nucleus.